This is a messenger RNA of Aplysia californica (California sea hare), 3992 nucleotides long. RefSeq names its product membrane-associated protein Hem. The transcript is spliced from 36 exons. Lineage: Eukaryota; Metazoa; Mollusca; Gastropoda; Aplysiida; Aplysiidae. The record is from RefSeq and is a predicted model, not a curated record. The coding region runs from base 124 to 3567 and encodes 1147 amino acids. Gene Ontology annotation, biological process: neuron projection morphogenesis; cell migration; cell morphogenesis. Gene Ontology annotation, cellular component: SCAR complex.
UCAAGGAAGUAAGAUGGCGUCUACACAGUUCUGAGUCUGCUAGUUAGGGCUGCCCAGUUUUGUGCAAACAAAUUUUUUGCAACAUCGUUUUGACAGUUGGAAGGUUUUCAUCCAGCUGUUGAAAUGGCUCGCCCUAUUAUGCCAGCCCAACAGAAGUUGGCUGAAAAGCUAACCAUUCUGAAUGACCGUGGCUUAGGCAUGCUAACCAGAAUUUAUAACAUCAAAAAGAUGCUUGGCAGUCCAGAAAAUAAACCAGGUCUCUUGAGUGACAAAAAUCUUCAGCCAGCAAUUGAUAAAGUGCUGCUGAAAAAAUUCCCACUCUAUGACAACAAAGCGAGUCAGCUGGGAGUGGUGAACCAGAAUAAGAACGAGAUCAUCAAGAGUCUGUCUCUCUAUUAUUUUACCUUCGUUGACAUCCUCAUGCUGAAGGAUCAUGUGGUGGACCUUGUCACUACCAUCGAUGCUUGUCAAGCACAAAUGGAUAUUACCUUGAACUAUGACCUGACCAAGAGCUACCUUGACCUCAUCGUGACCUACGUCAGCAUCAUGAUCCUGCUGUCCAAGGUCGAUGACCGUAAGACGGUGCUGGCUCUCUACAACUCUGCCCACGAGUUCCUGCAUGGGCGCGGGGAUCAGAGCUACCAUCGUCUGGGCCAGAUGUUCCUGGACUACGACCCUCCCAUGAAGAAACUGGCUGAGGAGUUUGUGCCCCACUCCCGUUCUCUGAUGCCAGCGUUGAUGUCGCUGCACAAAGUGUACGCACGCCGCAACUUGCCAGCCGACAUGCUGAGAAACAACCAGGUGUUGGCCGUUCUGUCGGAGCCCGCCAAGAUGGCCGCCGUACCGGAAACGGAUACGGUCCAGUGCGAUUACCUGUCACUUGAUUCAAUGGAGCGCUGGAUUAUUUUUGGCCUGAUGUUGUGCUAUCAGAGCCUGGGCGAGCCUCAGGCCUGGGACCUGUGGAAGCACGCGCUACAGAGCAGCUACAUCGUCACUCUCUGCCGCAACGAGGUGCUGCACAUACACAGCUACAUCAUCGCCUACUUCGAGACCUUGAAAAGCCAACAUAUGCAGCAUCAGCACAAGAGGAUCAGUGAGAUGAAGGAGUUUCAGCUGCAGGCACUGCAGAACUCGCCGGCCAUGCAUCGAGAACGCCGCAAGUUCCUCCGGAGCGCCCUCAGAGACCUCACUCUUGUGUUCACAGAAGAGCCGGGCUUGUUGGGACCUAAGGCCAAGUACAUCUUCCAAGGCUUGUCGCUGGCCAGAGACGAGGUGCUGUGGCUGCUGAGACAUGUGACCAACCCGCCGUCCAAGAGACACAAUGUCAAGAUGUCACCCGAGGACUUUUACGACAGACAACUGCCAGAACUCUUAUUUUACAUGGAAGAGCUGAGAGGUCUGGUGAAGAAGUACAACGAGGUGAUCCAGCGGUACUACGUGCAGUAUCUCUCGGGCUACGACGCGGUCCAUCUCAGCCAGCUCAUCCAGAACCUGUCUCUGUGCCCUGAUGAUGAGUCCACCAUCUUGUCUUCCUUCUACAAUAGUAUUGCUGCUCUCAACGUCAAACAGGUGGAGAAAAAUGAACUGUUUGACUUCCGAGGUUUUCGCUUGGACUGGUUUCGACUACAGGCCUACACCAGUGUGAGCAAAGCGGGACUCGAACUGCGGAACCAUCAUGAACUGGCCCGGCACAUGAACGCCGUGGUUUUCCACACCAAGAUGGUGGACUUCCUGGAUGAGAUGAUCAACGAGACGGGAGAUCUCUCCAUUUACUGUUUCUACACCACUCUGUUUGAGCACCAGUUCAAACAGUGCAUGGAGUUCCUGGCCCAGCACCGCUACAGCAUCAUCUUCCCCAUGAUCUGCUCCCACUUCAUGAACGCCACGCACAGCCUGUGUCCCGAGGAGCGUCACUCCAUCGGUACCACGAGCGUCCAGUAUGCCCACUGGUUCCUGCGGGAAAUGUCGGAGGAAGUGAACCAAGUCAUAACUUCCAUUUGUGAAGAGCAGUGCAUGCUCAACUACAAGCUUCUCCCCAAGCACAGUGCAGCCAUCAUCCAGAGCCAGCGUCAGAAGCCCAAGGACAAACAGAGCAAGAAGAUCCAGGAGCCGGAGAAGCCUGGGGUGGAGAGUAUACGCAAGAACAGAGAGAACUUUACGCGGAUGGACAAGCUGCACAUGGCCCUGACAGAUCUGUGCUAUGCCAUCAACUACUGCACAGUCAUACAGGUGUGGGACCACGGCUUUGUGCCCAGGGAAUUCUUCCUGCAACACCUGGAGAACAGAUUCAACAAGGCUCUGGUGGGCAUGAUGAUGUUCAACGCUGAGACCAAUGAGAUCGCUAAACCCUCGGAGCUGUUGAACGGCGUCCGCGCGUACAUGAAUGUCCUGCAGAGCAUCGAGAACUAUGUCCACAUUGACAUUGUGCGUGUGUUUAACAAUGUCCUGCCCAUGCAGACCCAGCCGGCCGACGCACAGGGAGAGAAAACUAUCACACACAACUACACGCACUGGUACCUGGAAGUGCUCCUGAUGCGAGUGGCGUGUAACCCCGGACAAAUCGUGUACUCACCUAGCCGCAAAGCGUUUGUCACGGUCGCCCAGGGAGACGGGCCCAUGCUGGCGGCCGAGGAGUACGCAGACCUCACUGAACUGCGGGCUCUGGCAGAGCUGAUUGGUCCAUACGGCAUGAAGUAUAUGGGGGAGAGGCUUAUGCUCAACAUAGCCACCCAAGUGGAUGAAAUCAAGAAACUUGUGGUGCAGAACAAGGAGACGUUGAUUCAGUUGAGGAGCAGCUUCGACAAGCCGGAGGUCAUGAGGGAACUGGUGCGCAAGCUCAUGACUCCGUACAAGAAUGCUCCGUGUGACGCUGACGUGCUGCUCAUGAGGAUGACCAGGAUUGGUAUCUUGCUGGCGUUCCGAUCCCUGGCCCAGGAGGCCCUGAAUGACGUGUUGGACCAGAGGAUCCCGUUCCUGAUUGGCUCCAUCAAGGACAUCCAGCACCACGUCCCCAACACAAAGGACUCUAUGCUCCCCGUGUCCUUGAAACAGCAGGUGGUGAAUGAGUUAGCGUCUUCGGCCGGGGAACGCUGCAGUGUGGAUCCAACCCUGUGUAAUGCCCUGCGCACUUUGAAGAGUGAACAUGCGGAGGAUGAGUACACCAUCGCUUGUCUCCUCUUCGUUUUCGUCGCUGUGUCCAUUCCUAAACUGGCUCGUAUGGACUUGUCUGUCUUCAAGGCUGCCCUGGAAGGCCACAUGAACAACUGCCACUGUCUUGCCAAGAGCAUCAACGGUCUGGCCGGAGCUCUCUUCUCCCUGUACGGUCCAGGCGACACCGAUCUCCGACUGCAGGAGUUCCUGGCGCUCGCCUCGUCCAGUCUUCUCCGUUUGGGAUUUGAAAACGACAAAGACACGGUGAAGAACCGAGACUCGAUCUACGUGCUUCUGGACCAGAUUGUCCAAGAAUCUCCCUUCCUGACCAUGGACCUCCUGGAGUCGUGUUUCCCCUACGCUCUGUUGAGGAACGCCUACCACACGGUGUACAAAGCGUCCGCUGCCGACAUGUGAGGAUACAACGUACGACAAGUCUAUGGAAGCCGACAUGUGAGGAUACAACAUACAACAAGUCUAUGGAAGCCGACAUGUGAGGAUACAACAUACGACAAGUCUAUGGAAGCCGACAUGUGAGGAUACGACAUACGACAAGUCUAUGGAAGCCGACAUGUGAGGAUACAACAUACGACAAGUCUAUGGAAGCCGACAUGUGAGGAUACAACAUACGACAAGUCUAUGGAACUGUUUCAUUAUUAUUUCUAAUCUUAUCCGAAGCAAUGACGUAUGAUGAUUAUUUUGAGCCUGAGAUUCACUCCACCAGCUAGGAAUUCUUGUGUGUGACUUCUCGUAGAUUGUGCGUUUUUCUUUUCUGUCUCUAUCUUUUAUUUUAUUUUUCUCUCUCUUUCUUUUCUUCUUCUUCUCUUUUUCUCGUUCUCUCU